GCAUGUAUUCCCGAUUCCCGGGAGAUCAGUCACGUAGAGCAACCGAAGGUCCCAGCUGACUCAGCUGGAACCAGACAGGAGACUUAUUAAAGGUCCAGUCCAGAGUGCACCGCUGAGUGGCACAUUCCCCGUCAAAGGUUCUAUCUCUUCAGCUCAUCUCACCAGCAAACCAGCAAAGAUGCCAUCAUACGCCAUAACAGGAGCAGCCCGGGGGAUCGGCUUUGAAUUUGUCAAUCAACUCUCUGCUGAUUCUGGGAACACCAUUUUCGCCCUUGUACGCAGUGGGGCCACUGCCAACAAGCUCGCGGAGCUGGGAAGGCAUAAUAUCCAUAUUAUCGAAGCUGAUAUAACCGACAACAAGGCUCUGAAGAACGCUGCCGCAGAGGUUUCUCGAUCAACAGGCAACUCGCUUGACUAUUUGAUCAACAACGCUGGCUUUGUAGAACCUGAGAGAGCUAGACUGACUCUCGAUUCAUACCCCUCAGAAGAGUUGCUCACUAAGGAUCUCCUCGAUUCGUUCAACGUCAACGUCGUCGGCGUCAUCCACACCAUCAAUUACUUCCUCCCGCUCCUCAAGAACGGGAAAGCAAAAAAGGUCAUCACCAUCACUAGCGGAUUGGGAGAUCUUGAUGUGACGAUGGGCGCUGAUUUCCCCACUGCUGCGCCGUACUCCAUCUCCAAAGCCGCGGUUAAUAUGGUCAAUGCCAAGUAUGCUGCUCAAUACAAGUCAGAGGGCUUUGUCUUCUUGGCGCUUAGCCCAGGACUUGUGGAUACCAGCACCAGGGCUCCCACUCAGAAGGAACUGGAAGAGUUCAUGGCGAUGGUUGAGCGAUUCAAAAACGUCUACCCCGAUUUCACAGGGCCAAUUAUGCCGGAGACAUCCGUCCGAAUGCAGCUCGAGGUCAUCAAUCGGAUGACCAUCGACGACACAGGCGCGUUCAUUUCACACAAAGGGAACAAAGAAUGGUUGUAAGCUUCAUAGGGACUCUGAUAAGCUCCAAAGUUAACUUUGUACUAUAAAUAAGUCACUUAAUAUC
Suillus bovinus is the source of this 1037-nucleotide messenger RNA. RefSeq lists its product as uncharacterized. The record is from RefSeq and is a predicted model, not a curated record. The transcript has 6 exons. Gene Ontology annotation, molecular function: oxidoreductase activity, acting on the CH-OH group of donors, NAD or NADP as acceptor. Bases 179 to 973 code for a protein of 264 amino acids. NCBI's taxonomy places the organism in Eukaryota, Fungi, Basidiomycota, Agaricomycetes, Boletales, Suillaceae.